This is a messenger RNA of Musa acuminata AAA Group (dessert banana), 2462 nucleotides long. RefSeq lists its product as uncharacterized. The transcript has a single exon. Bases 249 to 2084 code for a protein of 611 amino acids. Gene Ontology annotation, molecular function: protein binding. Lineage: Eukaryota; Viridiplantae; Streptophyta; Magnoliopsida; Zingiberales; Musaceae. The record is from RefSeq and is a predicted model, not a curated record.
UGAGACGAAGUGGAUCAUACUCUGCUGCUGCAAGCUCAACAUGCGAUCCCAAUCGCCUCCCACUCCCCACCGCGCGUCGCCGCCUCUUCGCUCUCAUCAAAGAGGCGGAGCAAGCGCGACCUCUUCACCUAAAUGUCCUCCCUAAAAGCCUGAUUCCGUCGAUCCCAUCCGCCCUUCCUCCUCGAUCGCGCUCCGCCACUAGAAUACAAGAUCUGGCGCGGAGCAGCGGGAACCCUCGCUCUCCGUACAUGGCGGCGACCGCCUUCCUACUCCCUCUCCUCCUAUCCUUCCCGCUCGCCUCCUCCGCCGACGCCGGAGCCGAUACCGUCGCCCUCCUAGACCGCCAGGAGUCCCAGCUCCAGCGCCUCGAAACCUUAGUCGAGUCCCUCUCUGAGACCGUCUCAGCCCUCCAGUCCUCCCUCUCCGCCUGCCUCUCCGCGCGAUCUGACCGUUCUUCCGAUAUACCCAUGGAUCUGGAGACCAUCAUCCCCGUCCUCUCAACGCCGCAGGCGGCGUCCGCGGCCGUGGCGGAAGGCGCCGCCCGGUCCUCCGCAGUUUCCGUCACUAAGCACAAGACCUCCUGGUCGGAGAGGUUCCUGUUCGCCGCGGCGGUGCGAUUGGAGGCCUCCGCCGCUGUCGCCACCGUGCUCCCGUAUGAGGAGCUCGAUGGCCUCGGCAAAUACUUCGCUGUCGGAGACACUCACGGCCGGGUCUACGUGUUCUCCUCCACAGGCGACGUCGUCAUCGAGCUGCCCUCUCUGUCCGACUCCCCCGUGACGUCGAUGCUCUCCUACCUUUCCUCCCGUCGCAACGAGAGCCUCCUCUUCUCCGGCCACGCCGACGGCUCCAUCACGGCCCACCGCCUCCACGAGUCUGCCGCCAGCGGCGAUGAUUGGCUCACUCUCUCGGUUGGCAGCUCGAAGCCCUUCAUCCGUGGGUCGCGCGAGUUGGACUCGCCGCCGGUCUCCCGCCUGGAGGUCCAUCAGGUGGGGCGGGUCCGCUACGUCCUGGCAUCGGACGGCGGCGGGAGGAUCCGAGUGUUCACGGAGAAUGGCACCCUGUACGGCACGGCCAUUGCUUCGGGUCCGCCAUUGGCUUUCAUGAAGCAAAGGCUUCUCUUCCUCACCGAGACAGGCGCCGGGUCACUGGACCUCAAGUCCAUGGCGGUGAGGGAGACCGAGUGCGAGGGGCUGAAUGGCUCGGUCGCCAAAGCCUACUCCUUUGACUUGUCGGAGCGGCUGAAGGCCUAUGGCUUGACUGCUGGAGGUGACCUGAUCCACGUCGUGCUUCUUGGGGAUGUGGCCAACCUCAAGUGCCGGGUUCGGUCGGUAAGGAAGUCAGAGAUCGACGGACCCGCAGCGAUCCGAACCAUCAAAGGGUAUCUCCUCGUAGCAAGCUACGACAAGUUCUUCGUGUACAACAUCUCCUCUCAGUUCCCGGGCAGGGUCGGGGCACCUCGUCCUCUGUUCUCAGCUGCCAUCCAUGAGAUGCAGUCCCAGUUCUUGAAUUCGGAUGCCAGUGCUGAUGGGCCAUUGGGAGCAAAGCCUAUGCUAGCAGCGGACCGUGGAAAGCUUGUGGUUCUGGGGCUUGGCAAUGGUUACAUUGGGAUUUAUCGGUCGAAUUUUCCAGCUUUCGGGUUGCACGCUAACACUGUGGUGUGGAGUGGUCCUGCUCUUCUGCUACUUUUGUUUUUGAUUGGGAUAUUAUGGCAGUUCUAUGUGAAGAAGAAGGACUCCUUGGGGUGGACAACAGAGGAGUCUUUCAAUGCUGAGGAUGCUUCUUCUUCUUCGAGUAGUCUUUUGGGCUCUGGAGCUGCUGACAGAGCUUAUGUUGAUGGUGUGAGAGCUGGUGAUCUUAGGGAAUCAAGAGGAGCGGCAUUACGAGGUCCACCUCGAAGAUAUGUGUCUCCUUCUCGUCACCCUGGAGGCUCAGGGAUGCCAUUUAGGUCUGGUUGUGCAGAUCCUGGUUUUAGGGGGGCAGGGGAGCUGAAAUUUAGAGGGCAGAGUAUGGAACCUGCAGGUUUUGCAAAGAGAAGAGAAGCAUUGUUUCCGAACAGCCAAGUUGCAGAUGACCAAAUCGAUUGAGAAUUUACUCGAUCGGACCAGUGCCCCUUUAGAAAUGGUGCCCAUUUGAUCAUGUUUGUCAUGCUCACUGCUUAUGAUACUGAUGAUUCUUACCAUUUGGUGAUUUGUAUCACUCUUCAGACACCGAGCGGUAUGAUUGAGUCAUUGCUCUCUUUCAAUGUUUUGGCAGCUAUAUGUAUAACUUUGCUUAUGAUACUAAGCUCCAGAUGUAACUGUCUGGCUGGAAAUUUCUGUAGUUUAGGGUUUAUAAUAGCUUGCACUUCACUGGCUUUAGGCGCCAGAACUUGACCAACAAUUUCCAACAUAAUCUUGUGGGUAUCAUCUCUCAGGAGAUUGUGUUGUGCAUCACUCUCUUAGUUUCAAUUAUAUCUUUGUCAA